AUGUCAAACAUUAGGAUUGUAAAACGAAAGGCGAAGGGCUUCUUCAAGUGUGAGGACCUAGUCACAAUCAAGGAUGCUGUCAAGGCAGCUCAUAGGAUCAUGUCAGAUGCGUCCAUACUCGUCCGGUCAUAUUAUCUGCGAUGGUUCCAGAGCUCAUAUCCCCUUGAUUCAGAUGACAAGGAACUUGAGCUUGAGCACUUCCAUAUAUCCAUGGCCUGCAGCAUAGUCCAGGGUAUAACAAGGCCUCCAGUCCGUGGUGUUGGUCCUGAACAAUCUGUCAAGAUAGACGUCUUCAAUGACAUGUUAGAUGAGUAUAAGAGGCUGUACGAGCGUGCUCCAAAUGAUAAAGAGAACGAAACGGACCUCUCUCUAUCGCAUGUCUUAGCAUAUUCCAUCGACAACCUUCUUACCGCGUAUAAAAACAACAUCGAAGCCCAUUUCUCAAAAUAUGUCAAACGCUUCAUCCGAUGUGAUAUGUUGGCUAAGGGCUUCAAUAAGUCUGAGGCAAACAGAGUGGCGGCAAUAUAUACCAAUGCCUAUAUUUAUGACUCAUCCCUCGACCUGGAACCAGACUUUAUGGAAAGAUUAGGCCUUGAGGCAACAAGUUAUUCAUCUCUAUUCCCCUCUAAGAUAAAUAAGGGCGGUUUUCCAAGGGUCUAUGACCUGAAGGCCAACCCUUGGGUCUAUCUUCCAAAGAUGGUCAUGAUAAAUCAGGCCUUAGAGACAGACUUCUCUUCUGUAGAGCAUAAGGAGAGGAGGCUGCUCAAUCCACUGCCCUUCUAUUCAUCGUUUGUUCCGAUGCACAUACGGAUUGAUACAUCCGGCUUAUCGCAGCUGCUGAUGACUAAGGAUAGGCUUGAUGAUUUCAAGAGAUCUUAUCUUGCUGAGUUUGGAGUAAGUCUAAAUAUAAAGAACAAGGGUGAUAUGCUAGCAAGUUUUGAGAAGAUCUUUGGCCGGAAGGCAACAUCCAAUAGAGAGGCCGGAUUGUAUGCAACAGAGAUGUGGAGCUUCUUGACAAACCUGAAGACAUGCCGUCAAUGGAAGGAGCUUGAUGGGGUUGUUCGUAAGAACGAUCCCAAGGGAACACAAUGGAUGUUUGACAAUGCUGUUGUAACGGACGGUGUUUCAAUCUCAUUCCAGGUGAUCGAUAACAGCAUGUUUGGACGGAAGGCCUUCUCUGGCAGGAAGAAGAGGGUAGCAUGUCAGGAGGCCAAUGAUGAAGAAGAUAGCAAGCAGGUAACAAGAGAAGAGCUAAAGACAUCGAAGCUCUUGGGAUGUGACCCUGGGAAGAGAGACAUCCUAGCAAUAACAGAUGGCAUAAAGACUAUCUGUUACACCAAGGGGCAGAGAGACAUGGACACGCAUAAGACAAUAAGGUUGAGAACCAGUCUGAAGAGGCGCCGAGGCUGCGGCCUAGAGGAGUAUGAGACACAGGUGAUGAACCGGUUCCAGAAACGGUCAUGCCAUCCUGAGAUGUUUCGACGCUAUGCCUGUUCCAGGAAGAGGAUGGAACACAUGCUGCUUGAAUGUUAUUCUCAUCCAGUCUUUAGAGAGUUCAAAUUCUUGGUUUACAACAAGACUAAGAGCUCCGAACAUAGGUUCAUGCAUAGGGUGUUGGAAACAUUCAAACGGCCGCAAACAAACCUGAGCAAGGCGAGGUGUGCGUCAGGAGUUAUGCGUAUGAAUGCCUUGAAGGAGGUCCAAAGGCAUGGAGAUAUCAUUAUAGGGUGGGGCAACUGGGGAAAGAAUCCAAACGCGCUACGAUGCUCGGCAGGACCAACCCCAGGCAUUGGAAUAAGGAGAAGGUUUGAAUCGCUGUUCAAAACAACAACAGUGCCAGAACACUACACCUCCCAAGAAUGUCCGAGUUGUAAGGGACGAUGCCUAAGAAAGGCAACUGGCAACCCGAUCAUGAGACACCAUCUGCUUCGUUGUACAAACGAUAGUUGCUGUAGCAGGUGGUGGAAUCGGAAUGUAGCCGGGGCGUUCAACAUCCUAACAAGGCUGUUGGAUGGACAAACACUAUCCGGUAACGAAACUACCGGAGACGGGUUAGGAGGUGACGACCUCUAA
Guillardia theta CCMP2712 is the source of this 2073-nucleotide messenger RNA. RefSeq lists its product as hypothetical. The transcript has a single exon. The record is from RefSeq and is a predicted model, not a curated record. Lineage: Eukaryota; Cryptophyceae; Pyrenomonadales; Geminigeraceae. The coding region runs from base 1 to 2073 and encodes 690 amino acids.